CUCUACCACAUCUUUUCCUUCCCUUCGCCUCUCUAUUAAUGUGCUUGGACACAGAGCUCUGUGAACAGCCAGCCUCUUUAGCAAUGACCUUUUGUGUCUUGCCCUCCUUGUGCAAGGUGUCAGUAGUUGCCUUUUGGACAGUUGUCAAGUCAGCCGUCUUCCCCAUGAUUGUAUUGCCUAAAGAACUAGACUGAGAGACCAUUUAAAGGCCUUUACAGGUGUUUUGAGUUAAUUAGCUGAUUAGAGUGUGGAACCAGGUGUCUUCAAUAUUUAACCUUUUCACAAUAUUCAAAUUUUCUGAGAUACUGAUUUUGGGGUUUUCAUUAGUUAUAAUCAUCAGAAUUAAGAGGAAAGAACACUUGAAAUAUAUCAGUCUGUGUGGAAUGAAUGUAUACAUUAUACAAGUUUAACUUUUUGAAUGGAAUAACUGAAAUAAAUCAAACUUUUUGAUGAUAUUCUAAUUAUAUGACCAGCACCGGUACUUAUAUAGUUAUCAAGACAUUUCAAAAGCUUGAACUUUGUCUUUGUCUCUUUUGUCCCAGAUUGAAUGUACCCUUCUGAUGAAACAACUGGCCCCAGCCUGGCCCCCUCAAUAAAAUUGGUAAAGAACCGCCACUUGCAGGACCCUCAGAUGAUCUGCCACGUGUUCUUUUGUGUGUUUACAGGCUGUCAGGCUGUCUGAUCACAGAGAAAGGCUGUGCUUCUCUGGCCUCAGCUCUGAGCUCAAACCCCUCCCAUCUGAGAGAGCUGGACCUGAGCUACAAUGAUCCAGGAGACUCGGGUGUGAGUCAGCUGCUGGCUGCUGGACUGGAUGAUACACACUGGAGUCUACGGAUGGAGCCUGGUGGAGUCCAAUGGUUGACACCAGGUCUGAGGAAGUAUUCCUGUGAACUCACAUUUGACACAGACACAGUAAACCGAAAGAUCCAACUGUCUGACAACAACAGGACGGUGACACGUGUGGACGAGGUUCAGCCAUUUCCUGAUCAUCCAGACAGAUUUGACUACUGGCCUCAGCUGCUGUGUAGAGAUGGCCUCACUGGUCGCUGUUCCUGGGAGGUUGAGUGGAGUGGAGGAGUUGAUAUAUCAGUGAGUUACGGAGGAAUCAGGAGGAGAGGAAACACUAAAGACUGCAGGUUUGGAUGGAACAGUCAGUCCUGGACACUUUUCUGCUCUGAUGAUGGUUACUCUGUCUGUCACAAUAAGAUAGGAAGAUCCAUCUCCUCCUCUGUCUCUAACAGAGUAGCAGUGUAUGUGGACUGUCCUGCUGGCACUCUGUCCUUUUAUAGCGUCUCCUCUGACACACUGAUCCACCUCCACACCUUCAACACCACAUUCGCUGAACCUCUUUAUCCUGGCUUUGGGUUCUGUUAUGGUGCCUCAGUGUCCUUGUGUUCGCUGUAGGAGGGACAGUCUCCUCCUGUUAGAAAAAUAUUCUCAUUGCUGAACAGAUCACAGUUGAAUCUUUACAGGAUCACAGUUACAGAAAUCUUUCAAGUUAUUGUAAUAAAUUAAUCACUGAACUUAGUACAAAGUUAUUCAAAGUAAUUGCAAGUGGUAUUAUGUCUUCUUGACCACAAGGCAGAGCUAGUGCCUUCACUAAAACUAGACGCUUGCCACUUCCACUCCGUCACAGCGUGAACUCUUGUCGGAGUCACCCUCACAGCCAAAUUGAGCUCACCAAACCCGCGUAGGCUAUAAAUACUGCGGCCAACUUUUGGAUGAACUACCCUCUUCCCAGCGUAAAUAGGAUCUGACAUUAAAGUAAACACUGGGGAUCAUCUGAGCUGCCAGAAGAAUAUCACAAGAACUCAUUUCUCAUCUCACUAAAUGUAGGGCUGCAACUAAUGACUAUAUUCGUAGUCGACUAAUCUGUUAAUUAUUUAUUCGAUUAGUCGACUAGUCACGAUUAUUUUUGUCACCCCCUAACUCUAAUUAAACCAUUUAACAAAUUAAAUAUCUUUCAAGUGAAUUACUGUUCUCCAACACAGCCUAACUGGCUAACGUUCCCAUUAACCACAACGCCAGGGGUAAACCAUCCUAUAAUUCACUGGUUUACACUAACUUUAAAAGAUUUUUGCUUUGGAACUAUAUAAAAUAAAAGUAAAUCAAAAUCAAGGACUAUAACCACAACUUUACACUAACAAUGUAAUGUCUAUUUAGAAUAAUAAAGCAACAGCCCCCAGGCAAUAACUCAGUAGAGAAUGUUCUGUAGGCUACAUCACGAGCCAGAUGUUCUAAUAACUUUUCUAAAGCUGGGUCUAUGACAUUGCGAGCAUUGUGUUGGACAGAUUUGUGCAGUGGUGUUUAUGAGAGAGAGAGAGAAACACGUCGACUCAUUUUUAUAUUUAAAUUCCAUGUCUGUAGUUUCCAACCUCGUAGAAAUGUGAGUAUUAGCAGAAAAAAAGGACAAACGUGUUUUAGCAGUACAGGUUUUCAAAAUGAAUUUAACAAAUACUAUUUAUAACCAAGCAAAUGGUGAUCUAUAAAUGUUUAUUGACAUUGGACCUCUUCUGUAUGUUAGGUAGAGAGCUUCAUCAUCCCAUGACUAUACACACAUAAUAAAACUUCUAUACAUGAAUUACGUUUGCACUGUAUGACUGACAAUGUACUCAUCCCAAUUAGUAAAGCUGCACUGGACUACGAUGACUAUGAUGUUAUAUGUGUGUUUUAUUUAUUUAUUUAUUUAUUAUGUAUGCUUAUUAUGGUAAAUGUUUCUCUAUUUUAUAACUGUACUAGUCUACAGGCCUCUGCAAAGAAAGUGUUUUAAAAUUGAAAUAAAUAUGUGCGUUCUCCGAC
Molecule: messenger RNA, 2799 nt
Organism: Micropterus salmoides (largemouth bass)
Lineage: Eukaryota; Metazoa; Chordata; Actinopteri; Centrarchiformes; Centrarchidae
Product: neoverrucotoxin subunit beta-like
Exons: 3
Coding region: 835-1404 (189 amino acids)
Molecular function (GO): protein binding
Source: RefSeq, a predicted model, not a curated record